AUGCACAUGCGCAUUAUGCUCGCCCCUGUACAGCUGUAGGAGAAAAUGGCAGCGUUCACGCUAGGACAGCAGGUCCGCCAGUUCAGCACUUCUGUGAUCAGACCUGUAUCAAAGUUGGUUAAACCACCAAUACAGGUAUAUGGAGUGGAGGGCCGCUAUGCAACUGCGCUGUUCUCAGCAGCUAGCAAGCAGAACAAAUUGGAUCAGGUGGAGCAAGAACUGGGAAAAGUGUUUGGCCUUAUCAAGGAUCCCAAGCUAUCGGGCAUUGUAAUGAAUCCCCAUGUGAAGCGCAGCAUCAAACAGAAGACCUUCACUGAUGUUCUUAUAAAGGCUAAGCUGUCCCCCAUUACCAUCAACCUCAUCAAUGUUUUGGCUGACAAUGGUCGUCUGACUUUAACUGCCGAUGUCAUCACUGCCUUUGGCAAGAUGAUGAGUGCUCACCGUGGAGAGGUCAUCUGCUCUGUCACUACUGCUAAGCCUUUGGAUGAGGCCAAUCUUGCUGAGCUGAAAGUUGCCCUCAAGGAUUUCCUUCAAAGGGGUGAAACCAUUAAGCUGGAAACAAAGUCCGAUCCCUCCAUCCUCGGCGGCAUGAUCGUCAGUAUCGGAGACAAGUAUGUGGACAUGUCCACAAAAUCCAAGAUUCAGAAGCUGACUAAACUCAUUAGGGAAACCUAAGUCCUAUGGACUUACAGAUGGAAUGGAUCGGAGGAGAGCAUGGGAACUUCUCAUAAAUGUACAUUGCUUCCUAUUCUAGCACUGCGAUCACUAAAAAGCCAGUGUUGCUGUCAAGUUCAUAUUAAUGUAAUAAAAAUACGAGAAAAAUGGA
This is a messenger RNA of Lampris incognitus (smalleye Pacific opah), 826 nucleotides long. Its product is annotated as ATP synthase subunit O, mitochondrial-like. Gene Ontology annotation, biological process: proton motive force-driven mitochondrial ATP synthesis. The coding region runs from base 46 to 675 and encodes 209 amino acids. Gene Ontology annotation, molecular function: proton-transporting ATP synthase activity, rotational mechanism. Lineage: Eukaryota; Metazoa; Chordata; Actinopteri; Lampriformes; Lampridae. The record is from RefSeq and is a predicted model, not a curated record. The transcript has 7 exons.